Messenger RNA from Thunnus maccoyii (southern bluefin tuna), 6160 nucleotides. It is a transcript of the gene lin54, whose product is annotated as lin-54 DREAM MuvB core complex component. Lineage: Eukaryota; Metazoa; Chordata; Actinopteri; Scombriformes; Scombridae. The coding region runs from base 224 to 2656 and encodes 810 amino acids. The record is from RefSeq and is a predicted model, not a curated record. Gene Ontology annotation, biological process: regulation of DNA-templated transcription. Gene Ontology annotation, cellular component: nucleus. The transcript has 14 exons.
UGCGUGGAGGGCGUGGCCGGCCUGUGAAAUGUCAGGGAGGAAUGGCGCUCGGCGCGGUAUUUUGAACAAUCGCCUUUUGCUUUCCUCGUUUUGUCUGGAAACGUUGGCCAGCUUCAAAAACUCGGGUAAGCACGACUUUGCGUUGUCCGAUUCUAGGCUUCUCUACACGGCAUCCAGCAGAAAACGCAGCACACGAUUAAAAGAGGGCUGAGACUUUGCAAGCAUGGAUGUGGUGUCACCAGAGCUCAACAGCCUCCUACCUGAUGAGAUCAUGGAUACCGAGGCCAUAGAGGAUGUCGCUCACCCCCAACCGGACGGCACCACGGUCCAGUCAGAGCCCACCGACGACACAUCGGUCCCGAUGGAGACGGAUACACCGAUGGUUUCGGAAAACGUGACCCUCUGUUCAGACGCCGCUCCGACGGAUCACACUCAGGCUCUGACCACCUCCACAGACUCCACGCUCUGCAUCAGCUCCGGAAGUCAGCUUCCUGUCUCAAUUUCAAGCGCAUCAUCUCCCCUUCUCACCCUCAAACCGACCAUGGCCACUUCCACAGCCACAACCAAAACGACAGACAGCGUGACCGGGACUAGCGUCACCACGAGCGGCUUACAGAAGCUCACGGCUCCCUUUACCAUCUCCGCUGCGAACCACCAGAUCAUUCUCAACAAGGUGGCUUCAUCUCAAGCCACCGAAGCAGCAAAGUCUGCAGGUACUCCACCCCAGGUCAUCAAACAGGAAGGACAGAAACUUUUGGUUACGGCGAUAGGGAAGUCGGGUCAACCUAUAGUGCUGCAGCUACCGCACACUGGCAACAAGCCUGGCAUCGCACAGACCUCAGGAGACGCCAAAUCUCAAGCUCCGCAGUUUAAAGUGGUGACCAUCGGGGGGAGGUCGGAGCUAAAGCCGGUGGUGGGAAGUCCCGGCAAUCAGUUGACCACAUUACAGGCCCAGCAGCUGAAGACUGUGCAGAUCGCUAAGAAAACACCGACAUCCUCAGCUGCACCAAUCAAGUUUAUCAUCACAAAAACGGUUAACAGUAAAGGUCUGAGCCCUCAGACGUCAGUAAACCCUGUUAUUGCAGGUCGGGUCCUGACACAGAAUUCUCCAGUGAUGCCCCCGAGGACCAUCACUCUGUCUGAGCCCCACAACACUACUAUACAAAGCAUCCCUGGCAAAAAGAUCGCUAUUUCACCCCUUAAGACUCCCAGCAAGGUGACUGUGGUAUCUGUGGCUUCCCCGACCUCCAGCGCCCCUCAGAAGUCCGUAGCGUUGCCCGUCAAUGUAGCACUUGGCCAACAGAUCCUCACAGUCCAACAGUCCACAUCUGGAUCUCCAGUCAAGGUGGCCACCAGCCAAACCGCAGCGCAGGGUAUUAAACCGGUGCAGUCUGUGGCCGUGGGAGGAGUCGGCGGCUCCCAGUUCAAGACCAUCAUCCCGCUGGCCACUCAGCCCAAUGUGCAGCAGAUUCAGGUGCCAGGAAGCAGGUUCCACUACGUCCGCCUCGUCACGGCAACCACAGCUAGCAGCACAGGACAGCCCAGCGGCCCCAGCACCAGCUCCAUACAGACAGCUAAACCGAUGGUGGUCAGCACAGGAGCAGUGAGGAUGUCUGUCCCAAUCGUCCCGGCGCAGACCAUGAAACAGGUGGCACCUAAACCCUUGACAUCAGCGCCGCAGGUAGUCACCACCACUCAGACCCAACAGCGCCUGAUCAUGCCCGCGACUCCGCUACCGCAGAUCCAGCCCAACUUCACCAACCUCCCUCCAGGCACCGUCCUGGCACCAGCUCCAGGAAGCGGGAACGUGGGCUACGCGGUCGUGCCAGCACAAUAUGUCACACAGCUCCAGCAGUCACCGUUCGUGACCCUCGCCAGCAGCUCCGGUUUCCCCCCGUCCACUGGUAUCCAGACUCAGGCCAGAUUACCGCUCAACGGAUUAUCGACAGCAGAAUCAACGUCACGACCGAGGAAACCCUGCAACUGCACCAAGUCACAGUGUCUCAAGCUAUACUGUGACUGCUUUGCAAAUGGAGAGUUCUGCAAUAAUUGUAACUGUAAUAACUGCUUCAAUAACCUGGAACAUGAAACAGAACGUCUCAAAGCUAUAAAGACGUGUCUGGACCGGAAUCCAGAAGCCUUCAAACCUAAAAUCGGUAAAGGCAAAGAGGGCGAGUCAGACCGGCGACACAGUAAAGGCUGCAACUGUAAACGAUCGGGCUGCCUGAAGAACUACUGCGAGUGCUACGAGGCGAAGAUCAUGUGCUCGUCCAUUUGCAAGUGCAUCGGCUGCAAGAACUUCGAGGAGAGCCCGGAGAGGAAGACGCUGAUGCAUUUGGCCGACGCGGCGGAAGUGAGAGUCCAGCAGCAGACCGCGGCCAAGACCAAGCUGUCGUCACAGAUCUCAGACCUGCUCAUGCGGACGACGCCUGUUAUUUCGAGCGGAAGCGGGAGGCUUCCGUAUACGUUCGUAACGAAGGAGGUGCUGGAGGCGACGUGCGAGUGUCUGCUGGAACAGGCCAAAAAGGCCGAACAGACUCAUCAGCCUCAGGUGGAAGCGGAGAGGAUGAUCCUGGAGGAGUUCGGACACUGCCUCAUGAGAAUAAUCAACUCGGCGGGGAAAGCCAAAGCAGACUGCGCCUCCAUUAACUGUUGAGCGCUCUGGCUCUCCCCCCCCCCCCGCCUCCACCCACACCCUCUAAAACCCGCCCCAGCUGCAGAGGCACGGGAUUACUCUGCACUCGUCUGUCCCGGCCCCCCCCCCCCCCCCCGGUGGUUUCUCCCCUGUGGGGGGAAACAGGUUGUCUCCCUCAUCAAAAGGCAGAACAAUGGCCCCGGGAGCAGACGGACUCCCCUGCGCUGGCCAAAGCUAACGCCAGCUGGAAUAAUAAACGUGGAACAGUCGUCCUCGCUGUUCACCUACUUUGUAAAGUGAAGGACUGAUGGACAGAGCGAGACGCCUCUGAUGGAAAUGAAAUUAUUCUGGCUGUGCUGGACAGAAAUGACUCUGAACAAGGUAGCGCUAAACAGGAAUUUCUCCACUUUAUUUUCCCUACAAGGCUCUAUCUUUAAACUUUUGUUCUUCCAUUUUUAUUCUAUUUUUCUUCCUUCUUUCCCAUUUUUAGGGUUUUUUUUCUUUCGGGGAAAAAAAAAAUGCCUGUAAUUUUUAUGUAAUCGGUAUAUUUGUGCUUUCAAGUAGACAAACAGAACAUGUAUCUUUUGAUAUUUAUUUUGACAAGUAUUUGUAAUCAUUGUGAGCGCUAAUAUCGUGUGGCUUUUAGUGCUGCAAACUGUUAUUAACCGAGGCUAGGCUAAAUCGUUUCAAUGAAAAUGAGUAGAGGCAAUCCUAGGUUUUAUGCACAGACAGACGCACACACACAUAAUGCAUUAUGCACACACACACUCAUACACACACACACACUCAUACACACACACAAACAAAGAGCACUGCUCAGAAUAGGGGAGGUUCACGUUUCGGAAAAAAUAUCUUCUGGUGCUGUAGCGUAGUGGUCUGUUUUAAUUAGUCACAUGCUUACUGUACAUUAAAAAAAAAACCCACCAUGAAUCUAAACAUAAUUGAGACUUACAGUAUAUUUUGGAGAGAGCAAGUCAACGCGACGCAAGAACAAAAAGAAAAUUACAGUUAGCUGAUCCGUCCAAGGCUGGUCUGACGUCACUGGGGCACAAAUCCAGAGCUGCAACUGAUCUGGAUUCAUCAUUUUGUCUAUAAAAAUGGCAGAAAAAAAACAUCCCAAUUUCCCAAAAACCGAAGUACACAUAUCAAAAAUUUUAAUUUGACCAAAAGUCCAAAAAACCCCAAAAUAUUCAGAUAAUUAUCAUGUAUUAUAUGCAAAAGCAUCAAAUAGUCACAUAUGUGCUUGAAACUAACUACUUCACACAGUAUUCAUAGAGUUGCACUCCGUUAUGAAAGGUGGGAACGUUGGAUUGUCAGCUCUGCUCCGAUUCUGACGUCACAGAAAGAUGUCGGGGGAGAGGAGGGAGUUCAGACGCUAUUCAACCAUCCGAAAAGCACUUCAGACGAAGCAAACUGACGCCUUAAACGUUAUUAGUUGCACCUGUGCUUCUUCUUCUUGUUCAACUUGGAAUGUCUGGCGUUCACGCCGUGUGUCAGAUGAGUGGCGACCAUCUAAAAAAGAUUCCCGUGUUUAAGGACUUCCAAGUGUUCACGUCAACUGACAACUCGAGAAGUUUGUGCGAGUUUAAAAUGAGGGUUUAAAAUACUCUUGAUUGACAAAAUUAUGUUAUAUCCAUUAAAUUUUGGUGUAAUUACAUUGAAUAACGGACUCUAACUGAUGUGAGGCGUCUGUUCUGUAUUAUAAAGUACAAAGUCGGAUAUAUAUCGGAGCUUUCCGGUCGUAAUUCUCACUUGGAGGUUGACGUGAACGCUAUGUACAAUUCUGAAUUGGUCAAGUAUGACAAAUACUCUGAAUUACACUUGAAAUCACCCAGAUGUCGACAGUCACUGAGUCGUCUUUGUUGAAUGAAUGCAUCGAGUUUUAUGGACUCUCUUCCUGCUCUGCACUGUUUCAAUAAGAUGUUUUCCAUCUGUGUUAAAGGUCUGUGGAGUUAUUGAGCACUAGUAGCGGAGCAAUGCUUUUAAGAGUCCCUGUUUGUUUGUCAGGCGAUUGGACGCCGAUGCAUCGCAGGUGAUGUGAUGCACAGUCCUGCAUGUCUAGUCCACCUAACAAGAAGAAGACAUCUGACAAACAAACAUGGACGCAGGGCUGCAACUAACAGUUAUUUCUAUAAUCAGUUAAUCUGCUGUCGAGCCAACUAUUAUAUUAAUCACCAACUGAGGAGAAAAAUGUCCAAAUUCUCUGGUUCCAGCUUCUUAAAUGUGAAUAUUUUCUGGUUUCUUUAGUCCUCUAUGACAGUAAACUGAAUGUCUUUUGGUUGUGGACUAAACAAGAUAUUUGAGAUUGACGUCACCUUCAGAUCUGAGAAAUAGUGAUCGACAUUUUUCACCAUUUUCUGACUUUUUAUAGAUUCGUUAGUUGCAGCCCUAAUCUGCUGAUUAUUUUCUUGACUCAUGGAUAAUUAUUUUGGUCUAUAAAACAUCAGAAAACAGUGAAAAAUAUCCAUCGUAACAUCCUGGAGCACAUGGAGGGUGUCAGUUAAUUUCUUGUUUUUUCUGAUUUACACAUUUUAAAACCCAAACAUGUUCAAUUCACAAUCAUGUAAGACCAAGAAACACAGCAGAUUCUCAUAUUUUUGCUUUAAAAAAAUGACUUAAAUGAUUAAUCAGUUAUAAUAGUUGCCAAUUAAUUGUCUUUUGAUUGUCUUACAUGGACGUAAACAAUGUAGGUUUCAAAUUCUUCCCAAAAUUUGUUUUAUGAGGAAGCAAAUUUCAGCGUAUUUUAGUAGGUUUAAAAAAUACAAACAUGUUUUUCUCAGAAAGACUGAAUGUAAACACAACUUUGUUGACAAAAAAGCUCCGCAGGAUACAUUUAAUGUAAGAAUGGAGUUUAACACAGCAGCAGGCAUGAAGGAUUUUAGACAAUAACUUCCAAAUAGAGAUCAUGUGUCCAUUGUUUGUUUGUUUUUGUUUCCUCACUUGUGCUCGAUAUCUUUCUGUAUUUGACUCUCCACUUUGGUAUUGCUAAAAUUAAUGUAUCAUAACAACUUUUGCUCUCUUGCUUGCUCACACACGACUUUUUAGGAACCAGAGUGACUGAAAUUCUCUUCUCUAUUCAAGCCCCCACGUCACAAAAAGAGUAUUCAAACAUCACUAGAACAAAAGUACAUUCAGAGUUUUCCUUCUUUCUGUAAACGCUUGCUGAAGGUUUGCUAAGCUGGCUGCACCUGAGACAAACGUCUCGGAUGCUAACUCUCAAUUUUUAUAGUUGGAUUAUGCAAAAUUAUUCCCAAAAAAAAAAAAAAGGCACAAUAACCCCAUUUAGACCCCCUUUUCUGUCAUCAGUGCAGUUUGUUUCUUUCACACAAAUUUAAUUUAUUUUUGAGUUCUUCAGAUGAUUAUAAACCAGCCGUUUCACCUCUUCAACAAGAACCUGUAAUAACCAGAUAAGCUGUUGGUUGCUAUUUUAUGAUUGUGGCUGAAGCUGAAUGAAAUGUUUCACAUGCUCUUCCCAUCCUGACUUUUAAAUAGUAAUUAAACUAUGUAAUGUUUUUAAGCUGGAAA